AUGACUGUCACGCGCACUCAAGCGGGCAAGACACCCAGGAAAACUGUGCGCCCCGAUUAUGUUGAGACACCUGGUGCAUAUCGCAAGCCACGAACACGGAGGUCUGUCGCGGUAACAGAUGAGUCGGAUCCCCAGGACUCUUCUACUGGUGUAGAGGAUACCAUCACUGGGGACACCGGAAGUAAGAGGAAGCGCAAAACAACUCGUGCCAGCAAUGGACCACCCCAGGAGCUGGCGAACGGACAUGCCAAUGGCCAUACCGAGACGCUGUCGAGCGGCUAUACAAGCAAACCUGCCGAGAAAAGAGCGGAAAUCGCAGACCCCACGAUCGAUACAACUGGCCACUUUGAAUUUGGAGGCCCAUGGGGAGUGACGGCGAUGAUGGUUGGAUUCCCUCUCCUAAUGUAUUAUAUGUGGAUUGGUGCGACCUACUAUGACGGUAAACUACCGAUGCCCAGGCAAGGUGAAAGUCUGGGACAAUUCUUCCGUGGACUGGUUCGAAUGGCAUACUAUGGUGCCUGGCCGUCUGCCAAAGCGUGGGCCAUGUACUGGACCUUUUUCGUCUUCGAAGCUGUUUGCUACUGCCUGAUGCCGGGUAUUUGGACAAAGGGUAAACCUUUACCUCAUGAGAAUGGUCGCCGACUGGACUAUUACUGCUCUGCGGUGUGGUCCUGGUGGACCACCAUCGUCCUGGCCCUCGCUCUACACUUCUCGGGUCUUUUCAAGCUCUACCAGAUUAUCGACGAGUUCGGGCCACUCAUGUCAGUCGCCAUCAUUUCAGGAUUUCUGGUGUCGAUUGUGGCAUAUUUCUCGGCCAUUUACCGUGGCAAGCAGCACCGCAUGACUGGCUACUUCGUCUAUGACUUCUUUAUGGGGGCCGAACUCAAUCCACGGAUGUUUGGAAUCCUAGACUUCAAGAUGUUUUUCGAGGUUCGACUACCAUGGUACAUACUCUUUCUCACGACGUUGGGAACAGCUGCCCGGCAAUAUGAGCGCUAUGGUUACAUCUCUGGAGAAGUAGGGUUUCUACUCAUGGCCCAUUUCCUCUACGCAAAUGCGUGCAGCAAAGGGGAAGAAUGCAUCGUACCCACUUGGGAUAUGUACUAUGAAAAAUGGGGGUUCAUGCUUAUCUUCUGGAACUUGGCUGGCGUCCCGCUCACCUACUGCCACUGCACCAUCUACCUUGCGAACCAUCAUCCAAGUACGUAUGCUUGGAACAAAUACGCUCUUGCCGCUCUUUACGUCGUGUACUUGUUUGUCUAUUGGGUCUGGGAUACCGCAAACAGCCAGAAGAAUUGUUACCGAGCACAAGAAAACGGAGGGGCCACUACGCGCAAGGCCUUCCCCCAGCUACCGUGGCGAUCUCUUGAAAAUCCGAGGAUUAUCAGGACGGAGGACGGCGGCACGAUUCUUGCAGACGGGUGGUUUCGCUACGCCCGGAAGAUUCACUACACGUGCGAUUUCUUCUUUGCAUUGUCAUGGGCGGCCGUGACAGGCUUCCGCUCACCUUUUCCAUGGUUUUACCCGGUCUUCUUCUGUUGUAUGAUCAUCCAUCGAGCUUGGCGGGAUAUUGAACGUUGCCGUAGGAGGUAUGGAAAAGCUUGGAUGGAGUAUGAGAGGCAGGUUCCUUACCUGUUCAUCCCGUAUGUAAUUUGA
This is a messenger RNA of Exophiala dermatitidis NIH/UT8656, 1656 nucleotides long. RefSeq lists its product as uncharacterized. Gene Ontology annotation, cellular component: endoplasmic reticulum membrane. Lineage: Eukaryota; Fungi; Ascomycota; Eurotiomycetes; Chaetothyriales; Herpotrichiellaceae. Gene Ontology annotation, molecular function: Delta24(24-1) sterol reductase activity. The record is from RefSeq and is a predicted model, not a curated record. Gene Ontology annotation, biological process: ergosterol biosynthetic process. Bases 1 to 1656 code for a protein of 551 amino acids. The transcript is spliced from 4 exons.